This is a messenger RNA of Vidua chalybeata, 3549 nucleotides long. RefSeq lists its product as uncharacterized. The transcript is spliced from 35 exons. The record is from RefSeq and is a predicted model, not a curated record. Bases 139 to 3258 code for a protein of 1039 amino acids. Lineage: Eukaryota; Metazoa; Chordata; Aves; Passeriformes; Viduidae.
CAAGGACCGAGCAGUCAGUCCUUGAGCACAACUGUUGCGGCAGCAGCGGCGGUGGCAGCAGUGGUGCUGACAUUGGGACAGCGGUGUCAGGACAGCGGUGGCAGCAAGAGCUGCGGGACUGGCAGAGGGCAAGGCACCAUGGCCCUUGCUCUGUGCCUCUUCCUCCCGCUCCUCCUAGCCGUGGCCCUGCCUGCCAGGGCUGCCCAGGCUGCUCCGCUGCAAGUGCGGGGAGCAGAUUUGGAUCACGUCUUGAGUUAUUUGCAAGUGCUGGUGAAUGACACUUUAAAGAUUGUGGAGAAUGCUGGAGCUGAACCUGUUGCUGAAGGAGGUGCAGCUUCCCAACCCAUACCCAGUACUGACCCUCUGGGAGAUGCUGAGGGUGUGUCUGCAGGGAGCACUUUCCCAGGUCCUUUGGUGGAUGUUGCACGCAAGCCCAGCUCCCAUCACAAGGAUGAGAUUGAUGAGAAGGCUUCCCCAUUAGCAUGGCUGAAUAAAGUUCUGAAGCCCUUGGAGUCUCCUGCAGGGAGGAAUUUUCCUGCCCCUUUGCUGAUUGCUCCACGCAAGCCCGGCUCCCUUCGCAGGGGUCCUCCAAGAGGGAAGAACAAAGGCACAGGAAAGAAGAAAUUCCGUGAGCCAAACAACAUCCUGAAACAAACCGUUAUGGAGGUGCACAAAGGGCAUGGGAUGGACAGAGAGGCUCUAUGGAAGGCAGCAUUUCCUCAAGGAAGGGAGGCGAUGCCGGGCACAGUCACAGGAGUGCCCAGUUCCCGAAGGCUGAAGGGGAUUCCAGCACACCAUGGAAAUGGUUCUGAUCUGUGCUCCCUUCUAGACUGGGAUCACGAGUUGGAAAACCUGGUGAAUGGUGGUUUGAAGACCUUACCAGAGGCUGGAGAUAACCCUGUUGCUGAAAGUGAUCUGGCUUCCCAACCCACAUUCAGGAUUGAGCCUCUGGGAGAUGCUGAGGGUGUGUCUGCAGGGAGGACUUUUCCUGCUCCUUUGGUGGAUGUUGCACGCAAGCCCAGCUCCCAUCGCAGGGGUCCUCCAGCGGGAAAGAACAAAGCUAAAGGACACAAGAAAGCCCAGGAACCAUCCAAACGCAUGGGGCAGCUGUUGAGGGAAAUGGAACAGGCAGGACAAGAUAACCCUGUUGCUGAAAGUGAUCUGGCUUCCCAGCCCACGUUCAGGAUUGAGCCUCUGGGAGAUGCUGAGGGUGUGUCUGCAGGGAGGACUUUUCCUGCUCCUUUGGUGGAUGUUGCACGCAAGCCCAGCUCCCAUCGCAGGGGUCCUCCAGCGGGAAAGAACAAAGCUAAAGGACACAAGAAAGCCCAGGAACCAUCCAAACGCAUGGGGCAGCUGUUGAGGGAAAUGGAACAGGCAGGACAAGGGAUGGACAGAGAGGCUUUAUGGAAGGCAUCAUUUCCUGAAGGAAGGGAGGCAAUUCCAGGCAUGGGCACAGUCACAGGAGAUUGGGAUCGUGACAUGGCUUCUCUGGGAGGCCUAGCACAAGACAGUUUGAAAUCCAUGGAAAAUUCUGCAGAUAACCCUGUUGCUGAAAGUGAUCUGGCUUCCCAACCCACAUUCAGGAUUGAGCCUCUGGGAGAUGCUGAGGGUGUGUCUGCAGGGAGGACUUUUCCUGCUCCUUUGGUGGAUGUUGCACGCAAGCCCAGCUCCCAUCGCAGGGGUCCUCCAGCGGGAAAGAACAAAGCUAAAGGACACAAGAAAGCCCAGGAACCAUCCAAACGCAUGGGGCAGCUGUUGAGGGAAAUGGAACAGGCAGGACAAGAUAACCCUGUUGCUGAAAGUGAUCUGGCUUCCCAGCCCACGUUCAGGAUUGAGCCUCUGGGAGAUGCUGAGGGUGUGUCUGCAGGGAGGACUUUUCCUGCUCCUUUGGUGGAUGUUGCACGCAAGCCCAGCUCCCAUCGCAGGGGUCCUCCAGCGGGAAAGAACAAAGCUAAAGGACACAAGAAAGCCCAGGAACCAUCCAAACGCAUGGGGCAGCUGUUGAGGGAAAUGGAACAGGCAGGACAAGGGAUGGACAGAGAGGCUUUAUGGAAGGCAUCAUUUCCUGAAGGAAGGGAGGCAAUUCCAGGCAUGGGCACAGUCACAGGAGAUUGGGAUCGUGACAUGGCUUCUCUGGGAGGCCUAGCACAAGACAGUUUGAAAUCCAUGGAAAAUUCUGCAGAUAACCCUGUUGCUGAAAGUGAUCUGGCUUCCCAACCCACAUUCAGGAUUGAGCCUCUGGGAGAUGCUGAGGGUGUGUCUGCAGGGAGGACUUUUCCUGCUCCUUUGGUGGAUGUUGCACGCAAGCCCAGCUCCCAUCGCAGGGGUCCUCCAGCGGGAAAGAACAAAGCUAAAGGACACAAGAAAGCCCAGGAACCAUCCAAACGCAUGGGGCAGCUGUUGAGGGAAAUGGAACAGGCAGGACAAGAUAACCCUGUUGCUGAAAGUGAUCUGGCUUCCCAGCCCACGUUCAGGAUUGAGCCUCUGGGAGAUGCUGAGGGUGUGUCUGCAGGGAGGACUUUUCCUGCUCCUUUGGUGGAUGUUGCACGCAAGCCCAGCUCCCAUCGCAGGGGUCCUCCAGCGGGAAAGAACAAAGCUAAAGGACACAAGAAAGCCCAGGAACCAUCCAAACGCAUGGGGCAGCUGUUGAGGGAAAUGGAACAGGCAGGACAAGAUAACCCUGUUGCUGAAAGUGAUCUGGCUUCCCAACCCACAUUCAGGAUUGAGCCUCUGGGAGAUGCUGAGGUGAUGGACGAAACAUCUCAGCAGAAGGAGGCACAUCCCGGAGGAAGCAGUGGCUCAGUGCCAACAUCUGCUGCAGGGAGGAAGGCGAUGCCAGGCACGGGCACAGGCACAGGAGAUGCAGCCAGCACCACAGCACCUGUUCCAGAUUCCCAGAAGGGCAUCGGAAGGGGUUGCCGUUGGGAAGCACGCUGUUUGCUGCAGUUAAUGGCAGAUGUGCUUUUUUUUAAUAUUUUCUUCAUGUUGUUCUGUGUUGGAAUCUGGUGCUUCUGGAAGAUAAUACAGAACGCCUCUGCAGCUUCACAAGACCGGCCAAACAGCUCAGUCAGGGAGAACAGGACCUGUCAUCUUGCAUGUCCGUGCCAGUGUCCAUUGUCCCUUCCACAGCUGCAUUACCCACUGAUUGGGGGGGACAUGCUGCCACCACCCAGAACAGGACCCUCUGUCUCCGAGAGUGCUGACCCUGAUGUCUGGCCAGGACUGAAGGUGGGCCCCUCCUGCCAGGGAAGGGCUUGAGCAAAACCUUGGUGCUUCAGCUCUGGUCCCUGGCUGCUACCACCAGCACUGGCAAAGCUGCUUGUCUGGGCACAGCCAGUGCUAGGCAGGCAGCAGCUGGGCAUCAGGCUGCUGAGACCAGCAGCCACUAUGUUUAUUUUUCAUUUUGCAAGAUUUAGGAAUAUUUUUCAUAGAAAAUUCUCCAAAUAUUUCGUCCCUUUCCCACAACAGUUCUAUAUUUUUCAAAGUAGUUUUAGAAUUCAGAAAAACUUAGAACAUUUUUACACUUCUAGAAUAAAAAAUAAAAUUGCA